This is a messenger RNA of Ooceraea biroi (clonal raider ant), 962 nucleotides long. It is a transcript of the gene Pfdn2, whose product is annotated as prefoldin 2. Gene Ontology annotation, cellular component: prefoldin complex. Gene Ontology annotation, biological process: protein folding. The record is from RefSeq and is a predicted model, not a curated record. NCBI's taxonomy places the organism in Eukaryota, Metazoa, Arthropoda, Insecta, Hymenoptera, Formicidae.
GUCACUGCUGUGGACGCUUUUCACGGGUUUCACCGUUCGGCGUUCACGUUGUCAUAUCGAGUACGCUAUUGAAUGAAUACUGUUCAAUACCGUCAUAGCGAUUGAAAUUCCUAAUAUGGCGAGUGCGAAGAAAUCAACGAAACCAUCAUCAAAAAGUACGAAAUCCAGUGAAGAGAUACUGUCAGAAUUCCAGACGCUCCGAAAUGAGCAAAGAAUGCUGGCGAAUAAACUGUCCGAAAUGGAAAUGGAAUUGAACGAACACAAAAUUGUUAUUGAUACAUUAAAGAAUGUGGAUCCUAAAAGGAAAUGCUAUAGAAUGAUUGGUGGAGUUUUAUGCGAGCGUAUAGUGGAAGACGUAAUGCCUGCUCUUGUGACUAAUAAAGAACAGUUGAUGAAGGUGAUAGAGGCAUUAAACGAGCAGGUAACGAAAAAAGGAAUCGAGAUAAAUGAGUACAAGGAGAAGCACAAUAUCAGGAUUAGGGGACAGGACGAUCUACAGCAGCAAGAGGAAGACAACAAUAACAAGGAGGCCAAGCGAAAUGCCAUCGUUGUAAAUCCGAUUGUAGAUUAGGUAUAAUAAAUAAUUGUUUUCUCCUAUUAUAUAUUAUGUAUGCUAUUUUUUGAAAUCACUGCUUGAAUAUUUAAACAUUAAAUAAAUAAUAUGUCUAAUAAAAGUAUUCUUAAUUAUAUAUAGUAAUUUGCAUCGUGUUAUAUAUUCAUGUAUCAGUUAUCACUAUAUUGAAUCUAUUCUAAAUACAUUUGAGCAAACAUUGUAAAUUUCUAAGUAAUAUACAUAUUUGUUAUACAUGAUGCAAUUAUCAAUUUUCUUUCAUGCACACUUUUUCUGUUCUUAUUACAUUUUUUUAAAGUUCCAUAAAUCAAAAAUUGAUACCAUUGUAGUUACUCGCAAUUAUAUGAAUACUAUAACUGUGAAAUAAUAAUAAAUAAAAACUUAUUUUAAU